AUGCAGAUAUUUCCCGGAGCAAUAGGUGCACUAGAUGGAACACUUGUACAUGCAGUUGUGCCUGUUGAACAACAAACUUGUUAUAGGGGAAGAGGAAAAUGUGAAUGUUAUCAAAAUGUAAUUGGAAUUUGUAAUUUUGAUAUGAUAUUCACCUUUGUAUGGGCUGGAUGGGAGGGUAGAGCACAUGAUUCUAAAGUUUUGAAAGAAGUUGCAUUUAACCCAACUUCCAGAUUUCCAUUCCCUCCACCAGAUAAAUAUUACCUUUGUGAUGCCGCAUGCACCAACACCCAUGGAUUUAUGGCCCCCUACCGCAAUACUAGGAAAUACGAUAUUGAAGAUGAAUUAUUUACGAACUUUGAACAAAACACUAUUGUUACUCAUAAUGUGGGUGGUGGAGGAAAUGAGGGUCAAAACAUAGAAGACAUAGAAUGGGGUUCAGAAACCGUUAACUAUAUGACUAUUUUGCGUGACCAAAUUGCUAAUCAGUUACUUUCAAAUGGUUCACGUUAA
Messenger RNA from Lactuca sativa (garden lettuce), 510 nucleotides. RefSeq lists its product as uncharacterized. Lineage: Eukaryota; Viridiplantae; Streptophyta; Magnoliopsida; Asterales; Asteraceae. The record is from RefSeq and is a predicted model, not a curated record.